Molecule: messenger RNA, 2052 nt
Organism: Pseudopodoces humilis (Tibetan ground-tit)
Lineage: Eukaryota; Metazoa; Chordata; Aves; Passeriformes; Paridae
Source: RefSeq, a predicted model, not a curated record
AUGGCCAGAGAUGGCCGCUGGGUAGGAAUGCCCGCGGGGCUGCGCCGUGUCCGUGUGUGUGGUGUGUCCCUCCGUGUGGCGUGUCCGUGUGUGUGGCGUGUCCCUCCGUGUGGUGUGUCCGUGUGUGUGGUGGGGCCUGCGUGUGGCGUGUUCGUCCGUGUGUCAUGUCCGUCCGUGUGCCGUGUUCCCGGCGUGUGGCGGGGCCCUGUGUGUGCCGUGUUCCCGGCGUGUGGCGGGGCCCUGUGUGUGCCGUGUUCCCGGCGUGUGGCGGGGCCCUGUGUGUGCCGUGUUCCCGGCGUGUGGCGGGGCCCUGUGUGUGCCGGGUUCCCGGCGUGUGGCGGGGCCCUGUGUGUGCCGUGUUCCCGGCGUGUGGCGGGGCCCUGUGUGUGCCGUGUUCCCGGCGUGUGGCGGGGCCGUGCGCCGGGAGCCACCGGCCCGGGCGCGCCCCCAGCGCCACCCGGCGGUGACAGCGCGCACGCCCGAGCUGCUGGCGGCGGCCGUGCUGCGCUCCCGGCCCGCGGCUCUGCCUCUCUGGCCUGCCUUCCAGCGCCACCCAGGGAGCGGCUCCGUGACCCGAAGGGCUCCGCCGUGUGCUUUCCCUGCGCCGGAGCCAAGGGCGAGGAAGCGGCCACAGCCCACGGGGCUGCUCUUGGGAUGGAGCCGAGCAUCCGCUGUGAACGAGCCCCUGAGCACGGCUCGUCUCAUGACUUAGUCUUUGCUCCACUACCUAUUAAAGAAGGAGACAAGACGUUCAUAGGCAGCUUUCAUUCAGGCAUCCAGAAGGACACAGAAAGGCAAGACAAUUUAACAGAGCUAACUGUAUUAGCUGGAGGAGACUGUUCCCGGCUCGUCUUCAUGUUGCCCAUUUUAUUCUCUGCAUUUAUCCUGUCUGCUUGCUGCUUAACCAAAGGGAACUGCAUCUCCUAUGAUGAACUGAAAGAGCUGAAGACUGAAUUUGCCAUCACUCUUUACCGGCACAUGUCUGAAGCAGAGAACAGGACCAAUCUGGUAGUCUCUCCAGCAAGUGUGGCUGUUUCUUUAGAGCUGCUGCAAUUUGGAGCUCAAGGAAAUACCUUUACUGAGCUACAAGAUGCCCUAGGAUACAGUAUUCAUGAUCAAAGCGUGCAGGAUUUCAUGCACACGGUGGACCAAGCGGUGACUGACUCCAGCCAAGGCACAGUGGUCCAGCUGGGAUGUUCCCUCUUUGUGGACGCGGGCGUGCAGCUCUUGCCUGACUUUGCAGAGCGUGCAGCGCACUGGGCCAACAGCAGCUUGCUGCAAACCAACCUCACUGACCCCAACACCACCCACAUACAGGGAUGGAUCACCACUGACCUUGCAGAUGGGGAUGUGCGUGGGAUGACCUUGGAGAGCGCUGGGUCAUCGUUCAGCCAGGUCACCCUGGUGAGCACCCUGUACUUCAGAAGCAUGUGGCAAAAAAAGUUUUCCUUUAUGGAUUCCCAGAUGUUGCCUUUCACCACACCAGAGGGCUCAACCCUGAAAGUGCCCACCAUGCACCACACAGCUGAAGUUAACUAUGGCCAGUUCCAGACUGCAGCUCUGGAGGCUUUCAGCGUGGUCGAGUUACCCUACCUGGGGGAGAAACUCAGCAUGUUCCUAGUGCUUCCCAGCCACAAAAGAACACCUUUGUCCCAGAUUGAGUCUCAUCUUUCUGCCAAAACCAUAAUGCUCUGGGCCAACAGCUUGAAGAGAACAAAGAUGGACAUUUUUCUGCCUAGGUUCAGUAUUCAAAGCCUUUUUGACCUAAAGACAGUUCUUUCUACCUUGGGAAUUAGAGAUGCAUUUGAUCCCAUCACUGCUAAUUUUAAAGGCAUUUCAGAGCAAGAUGGUCUUUAUAUUUCAGAAGCUAUUCACAAAGCAGAGAUUGAAGUAACAGAAGAUGGUACAAAGGCAUCAGGAGCUACAGCAAUGGUCUUACUAAAAAGAUCUCGAACACCUAUUUUCAAAGCAGAUCGACCUUUCACAUUUUUCCUGAGGCAAGUUAAUACAGGUUCAGUACUUUUUAUAGGAAGAGUUACAAAUCCUUCAUAA